AUGUCCCCCAAGAGAUCCGUCCAAGAACUUGAAGUGGAGUCUGUCCAAGAACAUCCAUCCGUCGCCAUUGGAAGCUUCUUCAAAGGUGUCAAUGUCCCACAGGAUGCCAAGUUUGAUUUAUACAAGAAGAAAUCAUCAUCUUCUUCCGCACAGGAUUUCCUGCUACAUGGUGAGAACUCCAGAUUGGAAUAUGAAGGUGCCACAGAUCAUUACGCAAGUAAUGCCACCCAAUCUGUCAUUGCUCUUUAUAACAAGAAGACUCAAAAGCUUCAACUUUAUAAGACCCCAAUCCUACCUUCAAAAGUGAUUGCUAAAUCAUCCAAGAAUUUGAGAGGACCCACUAUUAAACACACUUCCACACGUAACAAUGCGGUAUUAAGAAAUGCCUUAGGUGAAGCUUUUGGUACAAAGAAGGCCAAGAAGGCAAUUGCUGAUAUGGAAAGAAAUCGUAUUGAUUCUGAUAAAUUGACCACUGUCGCUGUUGAUAUUGUCGAUUCUGUUCGUGUAGCAUCAAAGGACUUGCCUACAAGAGAGGAAUUAAAUGAUCAAGUGUCCAAUGAUAGACCAACACCUGUAGCUAAUUUGGAAGCUACCGAUGUGGAACAAAUCUACCCUGUGGAAAACAUAAUACCUUCAAGAGAGAUGCAAUUCAUUCGUGUUGGUAGCCUAUUAAAGGAAAAAGAUAUGGAAAAGAAAUUGGAGCUAUUGCCUUAUCAAACAAAAUCCAAAUAUGUCAAUAAGAAAUUGACAACUUUAUCACAGAUGGGGAACCAAGGUGCCCUAAAGUUACAAUUAUUAUAUUACUUGAACUUAUUGAUGGGUGUGUAUGAAAAUAGAAGAUGUUUUAGCAAGGUGAAACUAAUGGAGAGAUUGAAUUCUCCACCAGAAACUCUUGUUGAUGGGAUUCUAGAUAGAUUUACAGUGGCCAAGUCAGGUCAAAUGGGGAGAUCCAAAGAGAGAUCAUUUUUUAUUGACCCACAACAUGAAGAUAAAUUGUUAUGUUUCAUUUUAGUCCUAGUAUUACAUUUGGAUAAUUUCAUUGUGGAGGUCACUCCGCUAGCACAAGAACUAAGCAUUAAACCAUCCAAAAUUGUGAGUUUGUUUAGAGCUAUUGGUGCUAUCGUUAAAGGUGCUACUGUAGCACAAGCUGAAGCAUUUGGUAUCCCAAAGAGUGCUGCUAACACUUAUAAGAUUGCCACAUUGAAAGUACCUUUCAAGUUACCAGAAAUGGUUUGA
Molecule: messenger RNA, 1236 nt
Organism: Naumovozyma castellii
Lineage: Eukaryota; Fungi; Ascomycota; Saccharomycetes; Saccharomycetales; Saccharomycetaceae
Gene: RPA49
Product: DNA-directed RNA polymerase I subunit RPA49
Exons: 1
Coding region: 1-1236 (411 amino acids)
Source: RefSeq, a predicted model, not a curated record